Messenger RNA from Cucumis sativus (cucumber), 1795 nucleotides. Its product is annotated as cytochrome c oxidase assembly protein COX11, mitochondrial-like. Gene Ontology annotation, molecular function: copper ion binding. NCBI's taxonomy places the organism in Eukaryota, Viridiplantae, Streptophyta, Magnoliopsida, Cucurbitales, Cucurbitaceae. The transcript has 11 exons. Bases 581 to 1564 code for a protein of 327 amino acids. The record is from RefSeq and is a predicted model, not a curated record. Gene Ontology annotation, cellular component: mitochondrial inner membrane.
UUCCCCCUGAUGCAAUUUUGAAGAAUGCUUCUGGAUUUUCUGCUCUCGUAUAUUGAUUAGGAUUUAUUUCGUGAGUCCUAAAACCUCAGUUUCUGCCGAUCAUAAAUCACUCAACUUGCUAUAAGCUAGUAACCCGUUUAUACCCCUAGCCCAACUAAAGAAGGGCGGGAGACUUCUUCUACACGUUUCGAGCGCACAGCCCUCCCCUCUCUUGAACUUCUCUUCCGCUCACUAUCUCUCUCUCGCACGCCGGCCACGGCGUAGCUUGCCGUCGACAAGUCCAAAACCCCUCUCUUCCUCUCCUUCAGUCGACGCCACCACCCAGCCACCCUUGCGCCGCUUGACUCGCCGGACGACGACCAAAUCGCCACUACUUGUCUUGUCUCAUAUUUGUCUUGUACCGCAGCUGUGAACACCACGUGGCUCCGCCGUUCGCGCUAAAUUUUGGCUUUGGGGUUGGUAAUGGAAUAUGCGUAUAUUGGAACCACAUGCUCCCAUAGAAGAAAACAAAAGUGUUCUUUUAAAAGAAACAAGCUAAGGCUAUUUACGUUAAUUAUGAACUUAUGGAAUACUUACUAAAAUGGCUGGUGGAGGAAUGAUCGGGCAGUUACUAAGGAGGAAGCUUAAGACCCAGUCUACCUCCUUUGGAGCACUUGCUUUUCUUGGAGAUGGCGUGCCAGAACAUUUGAGCUUUGCAACAGCAGCAUCCUGCUAUGAGGCUGAUCAUGGGUUACAGUGUCCAAGCUACAUCUGGUCUCGCAAUGGUAAUCUCAGUUCACAUGUUCAUGCAUCGUUGACAUCCAACUUUCUACUGCAGUCAACUUAUAGUUUAAGUCGAACUUGUAAUGUUUAUAAAAGAGGUACUGGUUUAGAUGUAUGUGAAUUAAAAAUGGGACGCGGCUUUCAUUCACAGUCAUUUCAAAAGCAUUGGUUUUCACCCCUUUCUACUCGUUAUAUUGGGAGGUAUUCUUCCUUGCACAAUAUUCAGCGCAGCUACUCUACAGCUGCUAUUGAACGGAAGUCCAAAAAUAUGCUUUUCUACCUUGUAGCAUUGGUUCUUACCAUGGUAGGAUGUAGUUAUGCGGCUGUUCCUCUUUAUAGGAGGUUCUGCCAAGCUACUGGUUAUGGGGGCACUGUUCAGCGCCGUGAGAGUGUUGAAGAAAAAAUUGCUCGCCAUGCUAAAGAUGGAACAGUAACUACAAGGGAUAUUGUUGUCCAGUUUAAUGCUGACGUAGCUGAUGGAAUGCCUUGGAAGUUUAUUCCAACACAGAGAGAGGUAAGGGUAAAACCUGGAGAAAGUGCACUUGCAUUCUAUACUGCUGAAAAUAGAAGUUCAACUCCAAUUACUGGUGUGUCUACGUACAAUGUUACACCUAUGAAGGCCGCAAUCUACUUCAAUAAAAUACAAUGCUUUUGCUUUGAAGAGCAACGUCUCCUUCCCGGGGAGCAGAUCGACAUGCCUGUGUUCUUCUAUAUUGAUCCUGAGUUUGAAACUGACCCAAAAAUGGACGGCAUCAACAAUUUGAUUCUAUCAUACACUUUUUUCAAAGUCUCAGAAGAAUAGGUGAAUGAACACCGAACAGGGGUUUAGAUAUCCAAUUUUUUGCCAUUGAUAGAGAAUUGUCCAAGAAAGAAAAUCGUUAUUGAGAUUCUAUCAUAUGCCAUUACUUCAGAUCAUGGAAAUAAUAGAAAUUCGAGAUUGAGAUAAUUUGAGGGACUGAUGAUUGAUUAUUGUCCAAUGCACCACAUUUUCAUGAAGUAAUUAUCAUAAUAAUUUGAAAGUGGAAAUUGUCAA